This is a messenger RNA of Bombus pyrosoma, 776 nucleotides long. RefSeq lists its product as uncharacterized. The record is from RefSeq and is a predicted model, not a curated record. NCBI's taxonomy places the organism in Eukaryota, Metazoa, Arthropoda, Insecta, Hymenoptera, Apidae. Bases 27 to 776 code for a protein of 249 amino acids. The transcript has 6 exons.
GACUCCAGGAUGAAUAUUCAGUUUUCAUGCAGCAGGCUGCAUUGCUAUCCCAAAAUUGUACUCACGACUUUUUAUAUUUUAUGCUCAAGCUUAAUGACCCAGAUCGUUGGAUAUUAUUCGCAAAAACUACAUACCCUACAGUGACGGUUUUUCACAAACAAAAAUCGCGUGUACCUUUAUUCACAACGAAUUCAUGGACUAAUAUUACAAUAAGAUGGUCUGCAAAUACGAUGAACAUCUACUCCAACGCCACAAAUGUGUUUCAUUAUCAGCAUACCAGUCUUCUCAUAUUCUACUUCUUUUCCGUCGGCGUCGAUGCCAACAGCUGGGUUACUUGGUCUGUCAAUUGCAUUCCAACGGAUAUAGAAGGACCACCAGUUGAUGGAGGUUGGUCAGAAUGGGGACCAUGGGCAUGCAGCGUGAGCUGCAAUGGUGGUACAGGAAUUCGAAAACGACGUUGCGACUCGCCAACACCUAACAUCAGAGGAGAACCGUGUGUAGGACCGAGUAUAAUGACUGGACGUUGCAACGAAAUUCUUUGUGGCGAUAUAACCGAAGAUACGAUAAAAUUGAUAAAUCGAAGAAUUAGAAUGAACCACACGGCUCUUACUGCCAAAGAACAACGUUCUAUCACAAUUAAAUCCGACUCGGAUAUCGUGGAAUUAAUUACUAAGGAAUCUCCUCGUUCCGAAUUACAAUGGUCUUUAAAUGGUGUCUUUGUGGAGAUAGAGCCCGAAAGAUUGGAGUUAAAAGAUUACGAUAUUGGUAAAACAUAA